CCCUCAGGCUCAGACCUUCACAGACUACAGGACGUUUCAUCUUCAGGAAGCCCCUCGGAGGUCUGAGGAGCUCCGGGACAAGCAGACGGAAUAUAUCCGAGGAAAGAAAGACGACAUCGCUGGCUCUACUACGGCGGAGGAGGAGACACGGACGUUGACGGAUGAAGAACACUUCGGUUGGGAUUUCUUCCAUCUUGUGACUUUCUUUCACACGGUGACAUGUCGUCGUAGUGAUUGUUUUAGAGGACUCGUCGGUUAAAAGGAAGCUGUGGGAGUGUUGACAAAUGCGUUUAAUAAGUUGAAAUGAGGAGAAACGGUCCCUUAAUUGAAGUCAUCGCUUGAAGGAUCACAGGAUUCAUGCAAUGUAAUCUAGAAGACUGCACAGCUGAGACGGGGUCGGUACAACUUGAGUAACACAAGUGCUAUCACAUCACGUCGAGACUAUACCCUGUACCAGUGUUUUGACAUGUACAUGUACAUGGAACUCAAACAUGGUAGCAACUCAAUGUCCUGAGAAGCUCAGGCUUGCACACACACCUUCUCAGUGGCAACCACACAAUACGCAAUGCCAUCAUAACUCUUAUGGACUCCCUCGCCAACCUGAGUCACAGCCAAUCAUAAGCAGUGCAGGAUUCCAUUGUCGUGGACAACACGUGGUUUACGCCAAUCAAAACUGGAGUGGUGAUUUUGGACCUUGUAAAAUCAUUAAAACUGGACUGCAACUAAGACAACAUUCAAAUUGCGCUUGUCCAUCCUUUCCAAGUCUUGCAGGAGACAGUCUUGAAAUUGCAACACAGACAUCUCCAUUACAGGAUAUGUAUUCUGUACCUGAGAAAAAGAGGACUUCUCACCCCAUGUUGCAAGCCUCACUGAAAGAUGUAAGACACUGCAAGAGACUACAAGUAAAAGGGAGACUCGAAUCUAUAAAACAUGGAUGGGCUGGAAUACAAAACAUGAAUCAUUCAGAAGGAAGUCAUUCAAGCUCCAAUCAGAACCACCCAUCUUCCUCCACUCAGGAAUGGGAGGAAAGUGUGAUAGCCAUUGUUGACAAAAUGGUUGCAAAUAUUCGGCGCCGAAAUGUAGAACACACUUCCUCCAACUUUGCUGCUAACCAGUCAACUGCUGUGGCUACAAAGGCAGGUGAAGAGAACAGUUCAGAAGGCAGCAAGGCAAAUUCUGAGCCAAUACCAGAGUUGAAAGAGGCAGCUCAUUCUGCUACAUCUGCAUUGGAGAAGGAUUCCACAGGUACAUUACUUUCUUCUAUGCGUCACUUGAAUCUGAUUUGCAACCAGGAAAACGCUUGUAUGUAACCAUUCCUGAUAAGGCUGAUGGCAGACUUGUGUGUUUGGUCGAUUGUGAAUAUAAACAAUGUGUUCAUACGAAUGCAGAAAGUUUCCCCUGGAAUAUCGAUAACAUUCAUCUCUUUACAUCCACAGAGUAUCCUAGGAUUAUGAGGAAUGUUGCAGCCACUUGCAAUAAGGGUGGAGAUGAGACUAUGACCACACCUCCAGAUGUGCCCUUGGAUGAACUGACUGAGGACCAGCUCAAUUCAUCACCUGACUCCAGUCCAUCUCAAGAAGAAAAUAAGCCUCUUCAGUUGGAUAUGAGGAAGACUGUGAAUGAUACCAAUCAACUAUCUGGGGUUUCUAGGCCUCUCAAAGGCAUAGCCGAGGAGCAUAAACUGGACGGAGGCAUACAAUCAGUGGAGGGAUUGUGGUUUGGCAAAAAACAUGGUGUGGUGCAUGUCUCGGAGGAACUUCAAACAAAGUCUGUUUCUGAGGAGAAAACAUUUCCACCUAUGUCAAACAUUGAUAAUGAAGAUUCAAUUAAAAAUAUUAAUAGAGACCAACAGCAAUGCAAUAUUUUUGAUCAGGAACUUAUUUCACAUUCCAAGCCGAGUUCAUCAAUCGAUAAAGUUCAGAUUCAUAAUGACCCAUCAGUUCCUACAAGUAAGCAGCUGGGGAAAAGAAGUUCUGAACCUUUUAGUUAUGAUGCAUGUUCUGUGUUUUCACCACCUGAACUGAGUAUUGCAUUACCUGAAAACAAAGUCAAAGUACAGACGGGUCAAUUGAAAGGCAUUUGUGAGGAAGCAUUGGUUGUGAGAACUGUACAUGACCCAGCAUACGAAGACAUUUCAGAUGAAAGUCAAAUGAGUGAGGAAGCAAUUGCCCAAGAAAUUGCAAAUAAUCCAGAAUAUGAAGACAUUUCAGAUGAUGGUCAAAUAAAAGGCAUGGGUGAGGAAGCAAUUGCUUUAAACAUUGUAGGUAGCCCUCGGUAUGAAGACAUCUCUGAAGAUGACAUGUCACAGCCAGCCACCAAACUCCCUCUUCCACACACUGAGGAGCCAAGUUUUUCAGCACCCCUUGAACAACUUCAACAUACAAGAGAAGACGAAAAUUCAAAAACUGGAAAUGUGUCGACGCAAAGGCCGUCUCAAGUAACUAAACCAAAUGAUAAGCAAUGCCUGAAAAGGGGAGUCUCUGCAGAUGAGCAACGGAAUGAGAAGAAGCCGGCUACUCCUAAGAUUGAAACGUUUGAUUUAAAACAACUAAACUGUCAUUCACGUUUCGAUGAAUCUGAUGAUGAAAACCACUCAUUUUUACGUAGCUUUGCUGAUUUGAAAUAUGAAGUGAUGGAUGAUCAUACUGAUGAUGAUGAUGACUGGAUAGUAAUACCUUUAACAAUCUCUGACCUGAGAUUUGAUCAAGAAACUGAAAAUCAAGAAGGCUUAGGAAUAGUUCAACUUGAUAAUGGUGAAGCUGACGCCACAGAAAAAAAAAAAUUCAACACAAAUUGCACUCCUUGGCAAGGCCCAGAACAAACUUUAGCUCCUUCCAACAUAGAGGUAUUUGAAACAGUUGAUAGCUUUGAACAAGCCACAGAGGUACAAAUACUAAAUCGAUUUGAGGUAGCAUACUCGAGCUCUCCUGACCAUGACGUUGAUUACACAAAACAAUUGCAUGUACCUGAGAACAGUCGAGAACAGUUACCUGAGGAUGAAGACAGUUGUGACACUGAAGACAGCUGUGAUUACCCGUCUGAAGCAAAGCACAAUCAUUUGACUGUCUCCAGGAAGUUGUUGGAGCACAGUUCAGUACCUCCAACCCCAGCAGCAGAUGGCCCUUCAUCUAGAAAUGAGGUAGAAGAUAAGAUCACAUCUUUGAAAGAUGGCCAAACCAAGAGCUUCUCCAAUUUCAAAGAAAAAAUUCAACAAUUAAUUGGAAAAAAGACUGGCUUUGGACAAAAUAAGACCUGUGGACAAAAUAUUUCAGAAAAGACUGAUGUAUUACUCCUUGAACUUGACCCGGAGGGUGAAAUUGGCCAAAGAAGGAGAAAUAAGGCAAAAAGGAACAGGGCAUUUCGUUCAGGCUCAGAAAACAGUGAAGAUGCCUCAUUAAAUCAACACGGGAGAAAUUCACCUAUUACACACAGACCGACAGAAAAAACAACGACUUUAAACAAUAGUCCAAUAAUUAUUGAUUCUGACCCAGAAGAAGGAGAGACGGAGAGAAGAAGGACGCUAAUCAACAGCCCAAUUAUUGUUGUUACAGACUCGGAGGAUGAAGGUGAAAAAAACUGCAAAAAGAAGGCAAAGAGAUAUUCCUCUUCUGGCUCAAAGGAUAAUGGUGAUCUUGCAUGUAUCGACGAACCACCACCUCAGCGGAAUGAAGCAAUCCAUGCUACAUGCUCCAAAGCUGACUCUGAACCUGCUCGACAUACGGCAUACAUGCAAAAGAUUUCAAAUACAGAAAGUCUUUCAGUCACACCUGUGCCUCCUGCAAACUCACAACACUUGUCUAACCUACCCGAUACGGACAAUAAUGAAGUGAUGCAGGAUAUGUGUUCUGACUUUACUCUCAGUGGGAGUGGACAGCUAAGUAAAGCUACAGAAUGCUUUGAGAGUGUUAAACACAAGACCAACAGACAAACCGAUUCAGAAGACACUGAUGAAGUAAGAAAAAAACAUCCACGUAAAAGAGCAGCAAAUACAAAGACAUUUCUCCCAUCAAUUUCAGAAGAUUAUGAUGAUGAUCCCUCAAUGGCCACAAAUCACAGACCUUCACCUGAACCUAUGAACCCCCUUUUUGUGGCCAACAAAAAGUCUGAAAAAGACAGACUGUCUUCUGAACACUCUGCAAAGAAACAGCUCCAGGACGGGAAAGCAGAAACCACUGAGCAUUGUAAUUCUGUAGUUUCUCGUCUUUUUUUUUCAAAUGGUACUGAACACAAUGGGCACUUGGAACUUAAGAGGAAAGCUGAAACUCAGACUCCGAAGAACCAAACAUCAUGCAGUAAAGUCCGCAAAAAGAAUGAACAGCACUUGACCAGAAGUAAGGUUCAGGAGAAGGUAGCUAACCCCUCACUGGUUUCAAGACAAUUUUCAUUAACUAACCAUGUAGGCCCAUCAACCUCCAACAGCAGUUUGUCUUCCACAAGUGGACCACUAACUGAUAUAAGACGAAGUUCAGCCUCAACAAGCGGUUUGCCUUUGUCUGGUGUGUCCAGACAUACAUUGAACUCUGCUAAUCUUCCUAGAUCUGAGCAGAGCACAUCUACACUCAGACAUUUGACCUCAUCCAGAGUCAAGCGGUCUCGCUCAUUAAGCAGCUCUUCAACAGUAGAUCCACCUGGCUCUCCCACAAUAGCCCCAUCAUCUUCAGGGAGGAAAAAAGUUCUAGAAAUAUGGAGUCGUGAACACAGAGAAACCCAAUUCAGAAAAAGGGGCUAUGGAAAAGACGUUUUAAGAAUCAGAAAUGAUUCAUUGAGGGAAGGUAGAUCAGGAAGUGAUCAAAGUGAGUCAAGGAGAGAAGCCAGAACAGAACCUAGUCACAGUGGUUUGUCGAGGGAAGCUAGACCAGAAUCCCGUCACGAUAAGAAAGCCAGGCAGACGCACAGUUCUCCUCUGAAUUUAGCCCCCACUGAUGAAAAAAUCCAUAACUGACUACAAAGGGGUGCCAAAGGCCAGAAAUCGGGAACCUGCAAGGGAACAACGUUGCACUGUGGGUGAGAAUUACAAGUGGUCAGACAAGAGAAAGCCAAACAAAGGUCCCAGCAGAGACGGGAUGCAGUGAUGAUAUCCUGCAGGACCUCAUGAGAAAAGAUUCUUGUGUCUCUUUCCUGACUUUGUUUUGUUCCCACAGGAACAGAUGAUUGAUGGGCCAAAAAAUCCAGUUACUGUUGUAACCAAUUUGAAUUUUUUCAGACUUUGUAUAUAUUUCAAUGACAUACAGCGUUAUGUAUAUAACAGAAUAUUUUGUAUUUUAGCUGCUUGUGUGUAUGUAUAUAUUCAUUUUGUAAAUAUGUCAGCUGUUUGUGGUUUUUUUUAAUUGAUUUGUUUGAGCAUUUGUUUAUCAGCUACCUCAAUAGGCAUCAACAUAGAGCAUAAAGCUCUUUCCUUAUUUUGCUCUGAGUACGUUCUGGACAUUAAACUGAAGUUCAGCUGUCUAAUAUCUUUAUUUUUUAUAUCAUUCUUUCCCUCUUUGUAAACUGUUAAUGUACUGUAAAUAAUAACUGAUUGCACCAUUCCUACUUCCUUUUAAAAUGUCAACGGUGAAAUAUAAGACGUGACUUAA
Molecule: messenger RNA, 5573 nt
Organism: Labrus bergylta (ballan wrasse)
Lineage: Eukaryota; Metazoa; Chordata; Actinopteri; Labriformes; Labridae
Source: RefSeq, a predicted model, not a curated record